Cladocopium goreaui is the source of this 1191-nucleotide messenger RNA. NCBI's taxonomy places the organism in Eukaryota, Dinophyceae, Suessiales, Symbiodiniaceae. The record is from the annotation of a GenBank genome assembly.
AUGUGUCCCGUUCUACCCGAUGGCAGCGACGCGGGCAGAAAAGCCACACGCGAGGUCAUUGCCAUCUCUGCCACGCAGGCACAUGCGGCAUCUGCGAGGCAUCAGCUGGGUCAGCGUGCCGCCGGGCAGCAUCCGCCCGGGCAGCCUGACUUUCUGCCAGGUCCUGCAGAAGCCUUCUCGCUUCCUCUGGCGGCCGACAAGUUCUAUCACGGCACUUCUGCGUCGACUCAGGGGUGUGCGCAUACCGCGCGCACUCUUCGGCGGUCCAAGAUGCGGCACGCCAUUUCGUUGGCUCGACGGUUGCAGGCAAUUGCUUAUUCGACAUGGCGAGCAGAAGAUGCGGCCUUCGGCCAUCGAACUUGCGAGAGUGCUUUCUAUGGCAAAUGGAAGUGCAGAUUGCUCGUGUGGUGGGCGGCGCAGAUUGGCUUGGCUUUGCAGCAUUGCCAUCUCCACGGGGUGCUUCAUCGGGAUGUGAAGCCUGAGAACUGCUUCUUCAGAUCGACAGGAGGAGAUUUACUGCUUGGAGAUUUUGGCAUUUCCUGCGCAUUAGAUGAGCAAAAAUUUGCGAAGACUUGCUGCGGCUCGCCUCUCAAUCUAAGUCCAGAGAUUGUGAACCAAGAGCCGUAUUCGUAUGCCUCGGAUGUGUGGAGUUUUGGCGUGACCAUCUAUGAAGCCGCCAUGCUGGCACCACCUUUUCGCGGAAGCAAUAUCUGCCAGGUCGCCUUUCGCAUUGUCAGCUGUACCCCAGAGCCUCUUCCAUCUGCAAGUCUGCAGGGGCUGGUUGAAGGCCUGCUGGUUAAGGACCCAACCCAGCGGAGUACCCUGCGCAGCGCUUUGACGUCGCCGCCACUUGUAGGCGCCGUGCAGUUGCUCACGGGGCCCCUGCCAGCACAGAUGGAGCACGCGAGCGGCUUUGUGCACCGGCUGCGCCACACAACGCGCAGCGAGGAGGAGUACCCGGAUGACUUUGAGGAUGGAAGCGUGGAAAGCGAUGGCGAAAAUUUAGAGAUCAGCGAUGGCUCCUAUGAAUUGGAUUUUGAAGACCCAUCAGAGGAUGAAGUCCGGCCACCUGAGCUUUCCGAGGAGCAAUUACGAAAGCAGAUUUGCGCAGAACUUGGUGUUGAGGCCAUGGCUUUGGCGGACAGCUUGGGCGUUGUGAGUUUCCUAGAAUCCAUGAUGAAGCGCUGAAAA